This is a messenger RNA of Trametes versicolor FP-101664 SS1, 228 nucleotides long. RefSeq lists its product as uncharacterized. Bases 1 to 228 code for a protein of 75 amino acids. NCBI's taxonomy places the organism in Eukaryota, Fungi, Basidiomycota, Agaricomycetes, Polyporales, Polyporaceae. The record is from RefSeq and is a predicted model, not a curated record. The transcript has a single exon.
AUGGUGCCCAUCUUGCCGGAGGAGUGGGAGGCGCUCGGGAACGGGAGCAAGGCGCAGCAGAAAGUGACGCAGGCGUACGAGCGCCGCUGCACGCGCAUGGGCGGCGGAUGGGAGGGCGGCGUGCUCCGCAUCGACUGGCUCGGCGAGAAGACGAUCAUGGCGGGCGUCAACGUCGACAAGACCGCCGACAAUGGCGGCGCGGGCAAACUCCUCUUCGCGAAGCCGUGA